AAAUAUUACAAAAAGCAACAAAACGUCAGCAAUGGCCGAAGAAAAUUCUGAUGUGGCGAAAAACCUAAAAAAGUUAUCUUUAAAUGGUGAUACAAACGUGCCAUACCCUGGAAAUGGAGAAAUUAAUAACUUAGAAGAUGGCCUACCUUUAGCUGCGGUUUAUAAGCUAGCCCUUAGCUUUUAUAAAGAAAAGGUUGGAAAGGCUUUUCACUUUAGCUAUGAAGACAAUCUCCAAUUAAUCGCAUUCUCACAACAAGUAGCCCAUGGACCAUUAGCAGAGGCCAUAGAUAAACUACCACCUUUAGGCACAUUAGAUGUAGUUGGUAAAGACAGAAGGGAGGCAUGGCAAAAACUUGGACAGUUAUCGAAAGAUCAAGCUAAACGAGGUUUUGUAGAACUGCUUAGCAGAAGAUGCCCUCUUUUUUCAACCUAUAUUGAAGCACAUAGACGAGAGAGAGAUGAACAAAAGAGAUUGGAAAAAGAAGAACUAACAAAAAAAAUAGAAGAAGAUGAAAAUAAAAGAAAACAAGAGGAGGAACAGAGGUUGUUAUUAGAAAAGAUGCAAGAACAAGAGGCUAUCAAAAGGCAGAUUCAGUUGGCCUUAAAUCAACAGACUUACGACCAGUUUAGAAAAUAUGCGAUGCAACAAUAUCCAGGAGAUCCAGAAAAACAGGGAAAUUUAAUAAGGCAGUUGCAGGAGCAGCAUUAUGUACAGUAUAUGCAACAAUUAGAAUUAUCGCAAAAGGAAGAGGCUACAAGUGAUAAAAAGCCACUUGAGAAUCAGAAUAUUGAACAGAUAAGUAACGAAACGAUAGAAGAACAGCAAAAUAUCAGUAAUAUUACUGAAUCUGAACAAGCGGAUCGCAGAUCUCAAGCCGAUGAAAAUGAAUAUCAAAUAUCCACAGCCAGUAUGUGGACAUUGCCUGAUAUAGAAGCUUUUAAACAAAGGGUAUCGCAGACUGAAGGUGAUGGUGUGGUGAGGGUAGGGCAUGGGGAAACUGUAACGGUGAGGGUGCCUACUCACCCUGAAGGAUCUAGGCUCUUCUGGGAAUUCGCAACUGAUCACUAUGACAUAGGUUUUGGCAUAUAUUUUGAGUUCGGUACACCCAUGACCGAUGAAGUGUCUGUACAUGUUUCGGAGAGCGACGACGAAGAAGUUGAGCUCGAUGAGGAGGAACUUUAUGAUGAAACCAUUAGGUGCGAUUUAGAAUCUGGAGGUAUAGAUUUGUCAUCGAUAACAAAACCAACCGUAGUGGAAAUAGUGCCAGUCUACAGGAGAGAUUGCCAAACCGAAGUGUAUGCCGGAUCCCAUCCCUAUCCUGGUAAAGGUGUUUAUUUACUAAAAUUUGACAAUUCAUAUUCUCUCUGGAGGUCUAAAACUCUUUACUAUAGAGUUUACUAUACGCAAAACUAGUAUUUUUUUUGUUGCUUAUUUGUUAAUAGUAUUAAUGUUACGUGUUGUUAUGGCUGUUGAAGCACAUAUUUGCGCUUGGUUUAACCCAAUAUGUUGAAUUAUUUUUUCAAGUCUUCCUAUUCGCGAUCCAAAUCAGUAGAAGUUAUGUGUGCUUAAAGUCAUUUAACUUAAUCCUAAUUUCACAUGUAAUGUGUAGGUUUUAAAGAUAAUCAAAUCUGUUUUUAAACUGGUCAGAGUACAGGGUAUUUCUUACUUACCCUUUAGGUUUUUGGUUUUGUAAAUAGAAUUUUAUUUGUAAGCACGUACAUUUUAUAGAUUAAAUCGAUCCUUUAAGAUCUCAAAUCAACCAAUAACAUUUUGCUAAAUAGAGGGUUGAUUAUUAUUUAAAAAUUUUAUGUUGUAAUUUAUUUUUUUUGUAUAGCAGACACGGUGGGUUAAUCUAAAGAUGAGCGAGACUUUGCUUUCACUUUUAUAAAAUAGUAAAAACUAUUCCCACUGUCCCAGUUGGUCUGUUUAACUAAUUGAAUAAAGUAUGUUUUGUGCAAUACCAA
Anthonomus grandis grandis is the source of this 1965-nucleotide messenger RNA. RefSeq names its product Golgi resident protein GCP60. NCBI's taxonomy places the organism in Eukaryota, Metazoa, Arthropoda, Insecta, Coleoptera, Curculionidae. The record is from RefSeq and is a predicted model, not a curated record. Gene Ontology annotation, molecular function: fatty-acyl-CoA binding. The transcript has 9 exons. The coding region runs from base 32 to 1414 and encodes 460 amino acids. Gene Ontology annotation, cellular component: Golgi membrane.